GUGUUGAAGCUGAAACGGAACCCGUGAGGUCUAGAGCUGCCUUUCAGUCUUUGGAAGAUGCGGAAGUGAUCGCUUUUUCGCCGGUGCCACGGCUAACCUCUACAGCGGUCUGCACCCUCACUGGGGUGGGGUCCGACCUGCCUCGUUCCCAGGUCCUUUAGCUCCUGUCUCGAAAAGGCGGCCUCCUGUUACACGAUGCCCUCGUUCGGACUCCGGCACAGGAGGGCCUGGGCUUCACUGUUUAGCCAGCUCCUGCGACCGUCCGGUCUUGUGUGCAUCAGGGAGGUACAUUUUCAUAGUCAGGUUUCAGAGGCAGUGCUAACGUCCCAACUGAAAGCACAUCAAGAAAAAUCAAAUUUUAUUAUUAAGACACCAAAGGGCACCAGAGAUCUUAGUCCCCAGCAGAUGGUUAUAAGGGAGAAAAUUCUUGAUAUGGUGGUUGGCUGCUUUAAACGUCAUGGAGCAAAGAGAUUAGAUACUCCAGCAUUUGAACUUAAGGAAAUGCUCACUGAGAAGUAUGGAGAGGACUCUGGGCUAAUCUAUGAUCUGAAGGAUCAAGGUGGAGAGCUGUUGUCCCUGCGCUAUGACCUUACUGUUCCUUUUGCUCGUUAUCUCGCUAUGAAUAAAGUGAAGAGGAUGAAACGCUACCAUGUUGGAAAGGUGUGGCGGCGAGAGAGCCCAACCAUAGUCCAAGGUCGCUACAGGGAGUUCUGCCAGUGUGAUUUUGACAUUGCUGGUCAGUUUGACCCUAUGAUCCCCGAUGCAGAGUGCUUAAAGAUUAUGUGUGAAAUCCUAAGUGGGUUGCAGUUGGGGGACUUUCUCAUUAAGGUCAAUGAUCGGCGGAUUUUGGAUGGGAUGUUGGCUGUCUGUGGUGUUCCUGAAAGCAAGUUCCAUGCCAUCUGCUCCUCAAUAGACAAACUAGACAAGAUAUCGUGGAAUGAUGUAAGACAUGAGAUGGUGGCAAGGAAAGGCCUGGCUCCUGAAGUGGCUGAUAGAAUUGGUGACUAUGUUCAAUGUCAUGGUGGGGUAUCCUUAAUAGAGGAAAUGUUGCAGGAUUCUAGACUAUCCCAGAACAAGCAGGCCCUAGAGGGCUUGGGGGACUUGAAGCUGCUAUUUGAAUACCUGACUUUAUUUGGAAUUGCUGAGAAGAUCUCUUUUGACCUAAGCCUAGCUCGGGGACUGGACUACUAUACUGGAGUGAUCUACGAAGCAGUGCUACUACAGACCCCAGCUCAGGCUGAGGAGUCCCUCAAUGUGGGCAGUGUGGCUGCUGGUGGACGCUAUGAUGGGUUGGUGGGCAUGUUUGACCCCAAGGGCCACAAAGUGCCGUGUGUGGGGCUCAGUAUUGGAGUGGAGCGAAUCUUCGCCAUUUUGGAACAGAGGAUAAAGACUUCUGGUCAGAAGAUACGGACUACAGAGACCCAAGUGUUUGUGGCUACACCACAGAAGAACUUUCUUCAUGAACGGUUGAAGCUAAUUUCAGAGCUUUGGGAUGCUGGGAUCAAGGCAGAGCUGCUGUAUAAGAACAACCCGAAACUACUAACUCAACUGCAUUACUGUGAGCACAUGGGCAUUCCAUUGGUGGUCAUUAUUGGUGAGCAAGAACUUAAAGAAGGCGUAAUCAAACUUCGUUCAGUGGCCAGCAGGGAGGAGGUGGCCAUUAAACGGGAAAAUCUUGUGGCUGAAAUUCAGAAGAGACUGUCUGAGUCUUAAUCCUUGCCUGCUUGCCAUCUGCUGCUCUUUCUAGAAGGUGUUUCUUCUAGGACUGAGUUCCUGAUGGACUUCACAACUGCUGGCCAGGAUGAGUGACAAGUUCCUUUGCCUCCUCCAUCCUUUCUGG
Molecule: messenger RNA, 1840 nt
Organism: Neogale vison (American mink)
Lineage: Eukaryota; Metazoa; Chordata; Mammalia; Carnivora; Mustelidae
Gene: HARS2
Product: histidyl-tRNA synthetase 2, mitochondrial
Exons: 13
Coding region: 196-1713 (505 amino acids)
Biological process (GO): histidyl-tRNA aminoacylation
Cellular component (GO): cytoplasm; mitochondrion
Molecular function (GO): identical protein binding; ATP binding; histidine-tRNA ligase activity
Source: RefSeq, a predicted model, not a curated record